AUCGUUGCGAGCAGCGAAGAGAAGGUGAAGCAAAGGAUCGGCCACGCUGUGGAACUCUACUGCCUCUUGGAAGUAUUUCCACACAACGAAACAUUUUAUAAGCAAUUAAAAUGGUUGAAAGAUGAAAAUUCAGCCGUUGAUUUCUUGGAUAAAGCCACGAAUCUCAGUUUGGUAAAUGCUACACAUGUUAAUCAUACACUUAGUUUGACAGAAGUCUACAAGAAAGAGAAUGGCACAUAUAGUUGUGUUGCUUACAAUACACUUGGCGCGAUUGUGUCGAAAAAGGAUAUGGCAGUUUUGGUUAUGGAUGUACCACAAGUGAGCAUUGACUAUGUUAAAGCAGUGGGCGCAGAUAAAAUAUAUUUAAAUUGGACUGUUAACGAUGGUAAUGAUCCAGUGCAAAAAUACUUCAUACAGUAUAAGGAGGAAGGUUCCAGCACAUUGAAAUAUUAUAAUCACAUAAUUGGUGGGCGCAAUACUUCGUAUGUAUUGGAGAAGUUUCAGCCGAACACCAGCUAUACACUGCGCAUUAGUGCAAAGAAUAGUAUUGGAAGUGGGGCGCCAUAUCAGUAUCCGCUUCCGAUACGUACAUUGGAAAAAGAUCCGAUUUUUAUACCCAAAGUAGGCACCACUGGCAGUACACCAUCAACUAUCACAAUUGGAUGGGAUCCACCGCCACUUGAUAUGCUCCCCUACAUACAAUACUAUGAGCUGGUGGUUGCCGAAGCUGGAGAAAUUCCACGUAUUGUCGAAGAGACGGUUUAUCAGCAAAAUUCUAGAAACUUGCCAUAUAUGUUUGAUAAUCUCAAAACUGCCACCGAGUAUGAAUUUAAGGUACGGGCCUGUAGUGACCUCACAAAGCAAUGUGGACCCUGGUCAGAAGUGGUGAAUGGCACAACAAUGGAUGGUGUGGCUAGUGAGCCUACAGAUCUAUAUAUUUCAUGCGAUCACAAAAACAACACCCGUCACUCAGUCGCCGUUAGAUGGCAUAUGCCGAAAGUGCCAAAUGGCAAAGUGGUUUCUUACCACAUACAAUUAGAUGGUCUCGCCAUAUAUAAGCUUGAUGGAAAAUUGCGCAAUGAAACAUGGGGACCGAAAAUACGUCGCGUAGACGAGCCGCAUCAUAGCACAAUCUACAACGGUGUAAAUCCCAAUACAAAUUACACAGUCACAGUGUCGGCUAUUACGCGCCAUCGCAAAAUCGGUGUACCUGCCAGUGCACAAUGCACGAUGCCAAUUGCAGUACCCGAUACCAUCAGUCGUAUCAUGUGGACGAAAGUGAAGGCCGCGGAUGAUAAAUGUGUAUUUAAACUCUUUGUGCCUCGUAUCAGUGAACGUAAUGGUCCCAUAUGUUGCUAUCGUCUGUACUUAGUGCGUAUGGGCAAUAAUAAGAAUGAGUUGGCAUCGCCCGAAAAGCUAAAUAUUUCCACCUAUCAAGAGGUGCAUUCGCCAAAUAACACUGAAGGUGGCGCAUAUUUGGCGGAGAUGUUUUCCGAUUCCCAAUAUAGAUCGGAAGUAUUUUUGGGCGAUGGCAAACGAUUUUUCGAACACCAAGGCUUGACAGCAGUUGAGGCAGAUAAAGCUUGCCGCCAUUGUCUGCGUGGUCGGCCAUUUUUGCGCAUUCAACCACGUGAGCCAGUCACGCUUUCGAAAGUCGAAGUUCCAAACACAGAGAUAUCUACGGACGCUGUUAUUAAAACUCCACCAGAAAUGUCACAGCGCGAACAACUUAAAGCCAGCAAUCUCACCGAAGCCGCCUCGAAGAUUCUAGAUAAAAAACGCCGGCGACGACGUAGACGUAAUCCCAAAGUUAUUGCAGGCGUCAACAAUGAUAUAAGUUUCGAUAAUCUGAUGCUUAGUGAAAAUGAAUCGAAUUCGAAUGCUGUGCCAAGCUACCAGUUGGCGUCAGACGAAGUAGUCGAUGGUGAGAUCGAUAUGAAUAGUAAUUAUACGGGGUUUCUGGAGGUUAUAGUACGCGAUGGCGAUGUUGUACUUACUGCAUACAGUAAUUAUUUUGAAAUAAUCACACCUGGUACUGUGCCCGAAAACUUCCAAGCUGAUCAAGAUUUAUCAGUGGUGCUUAAUAUAGUCAUACAAGCGCUUGCCAUACUCAUUGGCAUUGUUUUGGUGCUCAUUGUGGCCACAUGUUUCUUGCAUCAUUACAAUACAAAGAAUUCCGUGCCAGGCGAAGAGAUCAGCUUGAGGGAUUCAUUAAGUCGCGCGCUAUUCCGUGGUCGCACACCAAAUCAUCGUCACUUUAUUGGUUCAGGCAAUGGCAAGGCAUCGGACAUCGGUCCAAUUCAUAAAACGGAUUUAUGCACAGCAUAUCGAAAUCGUCAUAAGGACACCGACUAUGGGUUUUUACGCGAAUACGAAAUGUUGCCGAAUCGAUUUAGCGAUCGUACAACUAAAAACUCUGAUAUGAAAGAAAAUGCAUCGAAAAAUCGUUAUCCAGAUAUCAAGGCUUACGAUCAGACGCGGGUGAAAUUGUCGCAGCUAAAUGGCAUACAAGGCUCUGAUUAUAUAAAUGCUAACUUUGUUAUUGGCUACAAGGAGCGUAAAAAGUUCAUUUGUGCACAAGGCCCUAUGGAGAGUACUGUAAGUGACUUCUGGCGUAUGAUCUGGGAGCAACACUUGGAGAUUAUAGUCAUGUUAACAAAUUUGGAAGAGUAUAAUAAAUCGAAAUGUGCAAAAUAUUGGCCUGAAAAGAUAUCGGAUGCAAAACAGUUUGGCGAAAUCACUGUCAAAUUUGUGGCUGAAAAGAAACUUGGCGAUUAUUUGGUGCGUAAUUUGGAUGUAACACGCCGUAAUGCGACUGGGAAUGAAGAAGAUGAAGAACGGCGCCAAAUUACACAGUAUCAUUAUUUGGUGUGGAAGGACUUCAUGGCACCAGAGCAUCCACAUGGCAUUAUAAAAUUUGUUCGACAAAUCAAUGCAGUUUACUCAGUGCAGCGCGGCCCCAUUUUGGUGCAUUGCAGCGCUGGAGUGGGCCGUACAGGUACGCUUGUCGCAUUAGAUUCACUUAUACAACAGCUGGAGGAGGAAGACCAAGUAUCGAUAUUCAAUACGGUAUGCGACUUGCGACACCAGCGAAAUUUCCUUGUACAAUCAUUGAAACAAUAUAUUUUUCUAUAUCGUUCAUUGCUUGAUAUUGCACAGUUCGGCAAUACGGAGCUGUCGGCUGUUUCACUUUCCAGUAAAAUUGAUAGCCUCAAGCAAAAGUUGAACGAUGGCAAGGAUAAAAGCAAAUUAGAAAUAGAAUUUGAGAAACUUCUUGCCAUAACUGAUGAAGCAGCAAAAUCUUCGGCCGUGGGCAGCAAUGAGGAAAAUAUGUCGAAGAAUCGUAACGAAUCAAUCAUACCUUACGACCGCAAUCGAGUUAUACUAACACCCAUACCGAUGAAAGAGAACUCCACCUACAUAAACGCCUCAUUUAUCGAGGGUUAUGAUAAUUCAGAAGCAUUUAUAAUUACACAGGAUCCCUUGGAAAAUACAAUUGGUGAUUUUUGGCGAAUGAUAUCUGAACAAAGUAUAACCACACUUGUGAUGAUAUCUGAGAUUGGUGAUGGACCCAGAAAAUGUCCACGCUACUGGGCAGAUGAUGAAAUUCAAUACGAUCAUAUACUUGUAAAAUAUAUGCAAAGUGAAAGCUGUCCAUACUAUACGCGUCGCGAAUUCAACGUAACAAAUUGUAAAAUUGAUGAUACAAUAAAAGUGACACAAUUUCAAUAUAACGGCUGGCCGACUGUCGAUGGUGAGGUGCCAGAAGUUUGCCGUGGUAUUAUAGAACUCGUCGAUCAGGCGUUAAAUCAUCAUAACAGAGAUAAAAGUAUUGGUUGUAAAUCACCCCUGACUGUGCAUUGCAGUUUGGGCACCGAUAGGAGCUCAAUAUUUGUGACCAUGUGCAUAUUGGUGCAGCAGUUGAGAACCGAAAAGAGCAUUGAUAUUUGUUCAACGGCUAGAAAGAUACGAUCUCAGCGGCCAAGGCUAUUAAAUUCAUUUGCACAAUACGAGUUCCUACAUCGUGCCAUAGCCAACUACGCUGACUUGCACAAACUGUCGACAGAAACUGCGUCUUCUGAGUGUUAAUAAUUAAGCUAUUAAAAAGUGAAUAAUUUAUAAGUAUACAUCACACACUUACACAUACUGAUUAGUCAUAAACAUUUAAA
Rhagoletis pomonella (apple maggot) is the source of this 4169-nucleotide messenger RNA. It is a transcript of the gene Ptp69D, whose product is annotated as tyrosine-protein phosphatase 69D. Gene Ontology annotation, molecular function: protein binding; protein tyrosine phosphatase activity. NCBI's taxonomy places the organism in Eukaryota, Metazoa, Arthropoda, Insecta, Diptera, Tephritidae. The record is from RefSeq and is a predicted model, not a curated record. Gene Ontology annotation, biological process: protein dephosphorylation.